This is a messenger RNA of Astyanax mexicanus (Mexican tetra), 1788 nucleotides long. Its product is annotated as E3 ubiquitin-protein ligase TRIM35-like. Gene Ontology annotation, molecular function: protein binding; zinc ion binding. Bases 63 to 1454 code for a protein of 463 amino acids. The record is from RefSeq and is a predicted model, not a curated record. The transcript has 6 exons. Lineage: Eukaryota; Metazoa; Chordata; Actinopteri; Characiformes; Acestrorhamphidae.
AAGUCUGGUGUCAAGUUUCCUGUAGACGCUCUCUCUGCAUUACUCUGUAUUACUCUGUGAAGAUGGCCUCGGCACUGUCUCCUCUGGAGGAAGACCUGACCUGUCCUGUGUGCUGCGAGAUCUUCUCCGAGCCGGUUCUUCUGUCCUGUAGCCACAGCUUCUGCAGGGAGUGUUUGCAGAAAAGCUGGAAGGGUCGGGAGGACAGAGAGUGUCCUGUCUGCAGGAGGAGGACGGACGGUACGGACCCCCCGCUGAACCUGGCUCUGAAGAACGCUUGUGAGUUCGUGGUGAAGCAGAGAAGUGCUGGAGCUCCCACAGCUCCCACAGCAGAGCAGGAUCAGUGUCCAGUUCACUCAGGGAAGCUCCAGCUCUUCUGUGUGGAUGAUCAGCAGCUGGUGUGUGUGGAGUGUGUGGCCGGGGAACAUCAACGCCACAACUUCUGCUCCAUCAGCAAAGUGGCCGAGGAACGGCGGGAGGAACUCCAGAUCAAACAAAAGGCUCUACAGCUGAAACUGAAUUCGGUUAAAAGAGCUAAAAACACCUACAGCCAGCACUUUCAGUCUCAGGUCCAGCAGACAGAAGAUCAGAUCAGGGAGGAGUUUGAGGAGCUCCAUCAGUUCCUCAGAGAGGAGGAGAAAGAAAGGAUCACUGCACUGAGAGAGGAGGAGGAGAAGAAGAGGAAGAAGCUGAAAAAGAAGACUGCAGAGAUGGAGAGCAUGAUUGAAUCUCUCACUGAGAAGAUUGAGGUGCUGAAGGAUGGAUUAGGUUCUGAGGAUGUUGCUUUUAUGACGAAAUACACAGAAGCAAAGAAAAGUGCUGAGUACACAGUUCCAGAACCACAGCUGGAUUCAGGAGCUCUGAUUGACGUGGCCAAACAUGUGGGAAACCUGAGAUACAGAGUGUGGGAGAAGAUGAAGGACCUCUGUCCUUACUUUCCAGUGAUUUUGGAUCCGAAUUCAGCCAAUAAGAGCCUCACCUUGUCUGAAGACCUGAGCCGACUCGUACCAGGAGCUCCACUGAAGGCUCUACCCAACAACCCUGAGAGGUUUACUGAUCAGACAGCAGUCUUUGGCUCUGAGGGAUUCACCUCCGGAGUCCACAGCUGGGUGGUGGAGCUUGGAGAGAAUAAGUGCUGGAAAAUAGGAGUGGCCAAAAAGUCCGCGAAACAAAAACUUUUUUCUGCUAAACCCAAGAAGGAAAUCUGGGCCAUAUCUUUGCAGCAAGGACAGUAUUCAUGGCCCAAGGACUGUAAUCCAUGGUCCAUUUUUAUAUUUCAGAAAAUUCAUGUUCAGCUGGAUUGUGAUGAGCAAGAGGUGACAUUUUUUAACAACUUCCACAUGAAAAUCGCUGUGAUGUCCGUCAAGGCCACAGAAAAGGUUUAUCCAUUUUUCUGUACUUCAAGUGAAGACGCUCUCAAGAUCCAGCCAUCCAAGGUGAUUGUGGAAAAAAAGUGAACAGGGAUUAAUUUUUAUCACUGAAAGAUGUUGCGUGUGCGUGAAUUAAAUUGUAUUUUUGUCAUGGAAAAUUUUAGUUAAGAUGUCUGGAGUUUCCACCUUUGGCUGGGAAAAAAAUAAUAAAUUAGAAUAAAUUUUCUACAACCCUUCUACCUGUUUGACUUCUACAUUGACUGGGAGACGAUAUUCUCAAUCCUUCAUGCAGAAUUCUUUCAGUUUUACGAUUUGUAAAUUCCACUUUUUGUACAGAUGGUCUCACAUUUUCUCAAGCAUUCUCUGGUAAAAUAAAGAGUUAAUACUAGUUUAUUCUUGGGUGGGAAUUUUCUUCCAUUCU